CGAAACGAAUAAGUGCAAACGACGCGAACUGCAAAUCGGAGUUCCGAAUUUGAAAACUUACUACAAUAUACAAAUAAAUAAGUUGUAAUUACAAACAAAUUCAAAAUGAAUUGUGUUGCAGGAUUAUUAAAUUUUAUAUUAUAUUGUGUAAAUGUGGUGUUUUUGGUUGUGGGCAUAUUGCUGAUUGUGCUCGGAUCCAUAAUGAUAUCGCAUAUUACUUCCUAUGCAAGCAAUGCGGAUCAGCUUUGGAACACCGAUGCCAUACCCAUAUGUGUGCUGGUGCUGGGCUGCCUGAUCUUUAUAGUCUCCUUCAUUGGCUGUUGUGGCGUUUGGCGUCAGAGCGCCUGUAUGACGGGAACGUAUUCCUUGAUGAUGUUCCUGCUGUUUGUGCUACAAUUGGUACUUACCUGCUGGGUGGCCGUUAAUCGGGAUUCGUUCCUACAGGACAUGUCACAGCUGGUGAAUACCAUUUGGACAGAGACGCUGAAUUCUUCAGAUAACAUGCCCAUGGGCGCCUUGGAACUUACCUUUGAUUGCUGCGGAGACAGCGGCUACCAGGAUUACUCAAAUACUCAGAUUGUGCCCGGUACUUGCUGUGGUUAUACUAAUGCUAACGCAGCCUGUCCUGCCAGCAUAUACACAAUGCGUCCUGGCUGUAAUGCCAAAUUUGUGUCCUUCUGGAGUGACAACACAAACCUCAUACGCUGGGCAGGCCUGGGCAUCUGUAUUUACGAGUUCAUUGUAUUUUUCCUCGCGGGUAUUCUUGCCAAGUGCAUGCGAGAUGGACGAGGCAGAAAUAUCUCUUAAAAUCUUAAAAUACAAAAAAAAAAAAAAAUAAUAAUAUAUAUAUUAUAUAUAUAUUACUAUAAGCCAUUCUGUACUUUUGAAAUAAUACAAAGAAAAUAAAAAUGAGAGACUUAA
Molecule: messenger RNA, 921 nt
Organism: Drosophila busckii
Lineage: Eukaryota; Metazoa; Arthropoda; Insecta; Diptera; Drosophilidae
Product: 23 kDa integral membrane protein
Exons: 3
Coding region: 106-807 (233 amino acids)
Cellular component (GO): membrane
Source: RefSeq, a predicted model, not a curated record